Lotus japonicus is the source of this 2512-nucleotide messenger RNA. RefSeq names its product peroxisomal fatty acid beta-oxidation multifunctional protein MFP2. The transcript has 18 exons. Bases 137 to 2305 code for a protein of 722 amino acids. Gene Ontology annotation, cellular component: peroxisome. Lineage: Eukaryota; Viridiplantae; Streptophyta; Magnoliopsida; Fabales; Fabaceae. Gene Ontology annotation, molecular function: (3S)-3-hydroxyacyl-CoA dehydrogenase (NAD+) activity; NAD+ binding. The record is from RefSeq and is a predicted model, not a curated record. Gene Ontology annotation, biological process: fatty acid beta-oxidation.
CUGAAUUUGGAGCUAAGUUUUGUUUACAAAGUCACUUAGAACAGAACAGAACGUUUACGACACCUCCUCUUCCUUCUCCCGAAACGAUCGCAUCUUCAUUCUUUCUUCACAUUCUUCCAUUCCAUUCUCAUUCCUAAUGGCUACCAAAGGACGCACGCUCAUGGAGGUUGGACCCGAUGGGGUUGCCAUCAUCACCAUCAUCAACCCUCCUGUCAAUUCUCUUUCCUUUGAUGUAUUGCGCAGUUUGAAGGAGAGUUUUGACCAGGCUAUACAGAGAGAUGAUGUCAAGGCAAUUGUUGUUACAGGUGCAAAGGGAAAGUUUUCUGGAGGUUUUGAUAUUAGUGCAUUUGGUGGUGUUCAACAGUCAAAAGAGCGUCAAAAGCCUGGUUGGGUAUCGAUAGAUAUCAUCACUGAUACAAUUGAAGCGGCAAAGAAGCCCUCAGUUGCUGCCAUUGAUGGCCUCGCCUUGGGUGGGGGCUUAGAGGUUGCAAUGGCGUGCAACACACGGUUAUCAACUUCAACUGCUCAACUAGGUUUACCUGAACUUCAGCUUGGAAUAAUUCCUGGAUUUGGAGGAACACAGCGACUUCCUCGUCUUGUUGGUCUGGCAAAGGCGCUUGAGAUGAUGUUGACUUCAAAGCCAGUUAAAGGGGAGGAAGCUUUUAGUUUGGGGCUAGUGGAUGCUUUGGUAUCACCUGCUGAGUUGGUCAACACUGCGCGGCAGUGGGCCCUGGAUAUUGUGGACCGUCGACGACCAUGGAUGGCUAGUCUUUACAAGACUGACAAAAUAGAACCACUUGGGGAAGCAAGAGAGAUAUUGAAAUUUGCCCGAGCUCAGGCUCGAAAACAGGCUCCUAACCUCAAGCAUCCUUUGGUUUGCAUUGAUGUUAUUGAAGCAGGAAUAAUUUCUGGUCCCCGUGAAGGACUCUGGAAGGAAGCUGAAGCAUUUGAAGAAUUGGUGCGGUCUGAUACUUGCAAAAGCUUAGUUCACAUUUUUUUUGCUCAAAGAGGAACAACUAAGGUACCUGGGGUUACUGAUCGUGGUCUAAUUCCAAGGCAUGUGAAAAAGGUUGCCAUCCUUGGUGGAGGUCUAAUGGGCUCUGGAAUAGCAACAGCUUUAAUUCUUAGUAACUAUCCUGUCAUAUUGAAAGAAGUAAAUCAAAAGUUCUUGGAUGCUGGUAUCAAUAGGAUUAAAGCGAAUUUAAACAGCCGCGUUAAGAAAGGUAAAAUGACCCAGGAAAAAUUUGAAAAGACCUUCUCUCUUGUCAAAGGUUCCCUUGACUAUGAAAGCUUCAGAGAUGUGGACAUGGUGAUAGAGGCUGUUAUUGAGAAUGUUUCCUUAAAGCAACAGAUCUUUGCUGAUCUUGAAAAGUAUUGUCCACCUCAUUGUAUACUGGCCAGUAACACUUCCACAAUUGACUUGGACCUGAUUGGAGAGAAGACCAAAUCUCAAGAUAGAAUUAUUGGAGCCCAUUUCUUUAGUCCUGCACAUGUUAUGCCACUUCUGGAAAUUGUACGAACCAAGCAGACUUCUCCCCAAAUAAUAGUUGACUUGCUAGAUAUUUCAAAGAAGAUAAAAAAAACUCCGGUAGUGGUUGGAAACUGUACAGGAUUUGCUGUUAAUCGGAUUUUCUUCCCAUACACGCAAGCAGCUCUCUUUCUUGUUGAACGUGGUGCAGAUGUUUAUCAAAUUGAUAAAGUAAUAACAAAAUUCGGGAUGCCCAUGGGGCCUUUCAGAUUGUGUGACCUUGUCGGUUUUGGCGUGGCGAUUGCAACCGGCACACAAUUUGUUCAGAAUUUUCCUGAGCGAACUUAUAAAUCAAUGCUUAUUCCACUUUUGCAAGAGGAUAAGAGAGCUGGUGAAACAACUCGCAAAGGGUUUUAUUUGUAUGAUGAUAAACGCAAACCUAGUCCUGAUCCUGAAUUGAAGAACUAUAUUGAGAAGGCUAGGAGCACUUCGGGUGCUUCCGUUGAUCCUAAGCUUGUUAAGUUACAAGAAAAGGACAUUAUAGAGAUGAUCUUCUUUCCUGUGGUGAAUGAGGCUUGUCGAGUCCUUGAUGAAGGUAUCGCGGUCAAAGCAGCAGAUCUUGAUAUAUCUGGCAUCAUGGGCAUGGGUUUUCCACCUUACAGGGGAGGUAUCAUAUUCUGGGCUGAUUCUCUUGGAUCCAAAUACAUAUAUUCAAGAUUGGAGAAAUGGUCAGAGCUGUAUGGAGAAUUCUUCAAGCCUUGUGCUUACUUGGCUGCAAGAGCUGCCAAAGGGAUUCCUCUGAGUGCCCCGGUGGAGCAAGCUAAGUCACGGCUGUAGAAUCCAAAGAGCUCAUUAUAUGUUUUUUACUUGAUUCAAUUUUCCUUUCCCCCGUUAUUUCUCCUUUCCAAUAAUAGAAUAUAGUUGAGACUUGAGACUUGAGAAAGAUCUAAAUAAUGUAUGAUGUCAGAAUAUUUGAGCACAGGAGAAUUAUUUGGUCAAAAUAAAAGUACUAUAGGAUCAGGUAUUUGGGUUUCUUCCCUUACA